Molecule: messenger RNA, 825 nt
Organism: Naegleria fowleri
Lineage: Eukaryota; Heterolobosea; Eutetramitea; Acrasida; Naegleriidae
Exons: 2
Coding region: 1-825 (274 amino acids)
Source: RefSeq, a predicted model, not a curated record
AUGUUCUAUCACCUCAGAAGUUUUUCCUCAUCCCUAUCUUCCUCAACACCAACAAUAUUUCCUUCAUCCAGCAUCAGCAGCAAUCAACAUCUCUCCGAAAAAGCCUGUAUACCCUAUUGCCCAAAAGUAUCCUCAAUCAUGGCACCUGUUGAUUUGAAGGCUUCUUGUCCUCCUGUUCAAGAAUGUAAAUGUUAUUCAAUAUCGGAUACACCUCCUGGCAAUGAUGGGCAGGUAACCAUGAAAACAACGUUUGGAAAAGCCUUAUACAAUCUUGCAAAACAGGAAGAUGUUCGUACCGUAUUAGAAAUUGGUACAUGGUUCGGAGGAGGUUCAACUCAAUGCAUUGCUCAAGGAUUACAAGAAUCAGGCAGUGAUAAACUACUCUACACCAUUGAACUCUAUGAACCUGCAUGGCAGUAUGCAAGGAAAAAGUUUGCUCAUCUCCCAGUACGAUUUAUAUUGGGUGGAACAGUACCCACUGAAAAGUAUUUGAAACCUGAUGAAAUUCCAAAUCAUGAUGAGCAUUUUCGAUUGUACUAUCAACGAGAUAUUGAACUCUCCAAAAAGUCCGUUCCUUGGUUGCAUCCAUUGUGUUUGGCAAUCCAAUUUGAUGCUGUUCUUAUUGAUGGAAAUGAAUACACUGGUUGGGCUGAAUAUGAAACCAUUGAUGCAGAAUGCAAACCUAAAUAUUUGAUGUUGCAUGAUGUUGGCACAUUGAAGACUGAAAAAAUUGAGAAAACAAUUAAGGCAGGAGGAACUGUGUGGCAAUUGAUGAGCGAAGGGAAGGAUGGAGCAAGGUGGCAAAUCUACAAACGAAAGCAGUAG